ACCUUCUCGGAUUCAGAUUACAGUUUCCAGUGUUGUACAGGUAGCGGUUAAGACGUGAACACGAAAAUGUUUUAUUUUUGUGUUAUCUUCACUUGUUUGGUUUUUAAUGCCUUGUGUGAUGAAUUCGACGGCGGUAAGGCUCCGAGGAUAGUAUUAAACGAUGGCAACAAAAUACCGGCGAUGGGACUCGGUACCUUUCUUGGAUUUGAUGAACAUGGCGUGAAAAAGGUUGGGGAACGUGAAUCAGAGCUUCCGGCUACAUGGGCCCUUAAUUCCGGUUAUAGGUUAUUCGACACAGCACCAAUAUAUAGAAAUGAAGAUCAAAUCGGUCUGGCUGUACGCAACUCCGGUAUUCCAAGGGAUAAAGUAUUUAUUGUGACCAAACUGGACACUCACGAACAAAGAACAGUGAUUCCCGCACUUAAGAGAUCAUUGAAACGUCUCAAUAUGUCCUACGUUGACUUAUUUUUGAUUCACUUCCCGAUUGCUUUUAAGCCUGACAGCGAUGAAUACGAUGUAGUCGACUAUUUAGACACAUGGAAGGGGAUGGAGGAAGCAAAACGUCUAGGCCUAACAAAGUCAAUCGGAGUCUGUAACUUUAAUAUGAGUCAACUUGUGAGGUUAAUGGCUAAUAGCGAGAUCAAACCAGCUGUGCUGCAAGUUGAGCUCAACCUAAAUCUGGCUCAAAACCAAUUGCUGAAUUUCGCAAGAAAUCACAACAUAACAGUGAUGGCGUACAAACCAUUCGGUUCUCUGUUCUCCUCUAGCUCUGAAGCCCCACCACCGAGGACCAAUGACCCCAUACUCGAAUCUUUGGGUAAGAAGUAUGGGAAAACUGCGCCUCAAAUAACAAUUAGAUAUCUUAUACAACGUGGAGUCAUACCUAUUCCUAAAUCGGUACACAAAGAAAGAAUCGAGAAGAAUAUCGAUGUUUUUGAUUUUGAACUCACUUCCGACGAAAUGGACACAUUAGAUAAAUUUAAUAAGAAUUACAGAACUGUAUGGCCAAGUUUUUGGCAAGACCACCCUUACUAUCCCUUCGAGCAGAAGGACGUCCCCGAUCCAAAUAUUUUUCAUGGCGGUGCAAAGGAAGAAUAAUAUGAAUUAUAUAUAUUUUUAAAUAUGUAAUAAAAACGUAUCAUACAUA
Messenger RNA from Melitaea cinxia (Glanville fritillary), 1147 nucleotides. Its product is annotated as aldo-keto reductase AKR2E4-like. Lineage: Eukaryota; Metazoa; Arthropoda; Insecta; Lepidoptera; Nymphalidae. Gene Ontology annotation, molecular function: oxidoreductase activity. The record is from RefSeq and is a predicted model, not a curated record. Bases 67 to 1098 code for a protein of 343 amino acids. The transcript has 9 exons.